Messenger RNA from Verruconis gallopava, 1152 nucleotides. RefSeq lists its product as uncharacterized. Lineage: Eukaryota; Fungi; Ascomycota; Dothideomycetes; Venturiales; Sympoventuriaceae. Gene Ontology annotation, biological process: protein insertion into ER membrane. The record is from RefSeq and is a predicted model, not a curated record. Gene Ontology annotation, molecular function: protein binding. Gene Ontology annotation, cellular component: TRC complex; cytosol. Bases 50 to 1048 code for a protein of 332 amino acids. The transcript has 3 exons.
CACCAAACGUCACCAACGCAUUCUUCAAACAGCCUAGCUAACCGCAAACAUGGCCUCCGCAAAAAUACAAAAGACGAUUGCGCGGCAAGAAGAAAAAAUCAAGGAAGGCCAGUACUACGAAGCCCACCAACAGCUACGGGUUAUUGGGUCGCGCUACGUCAAAUCCUCGCAAUGGGACGCCGCAAUUGACAUACUUUCCUCGGGCGCAGCGCUGCUCCUGAAAGCUGGCCAGGGAGGUUCUGGCGGCGAUCUAGCUGUAUUUCUGCUUGAAGUCUAUAACAAAGCUGAAAUCAAGCCGGAUGCUGCUAGCAAAGCAAGGAUAUUCAGCUUGCUUAGGCUGUUCGCCCCUGGUGAGCCCACUAGAAAGAAAGUGAUAGCGGAGAGUAUAGGUUGGAGCGCCAGGUGUGGCGAGUAUCCAGCUGGUGAUCCGGAGUUGCAUCAUGUAAUUGGAUCGAUUUACGCUGAAGAAGACGAGCCUAUCGAAGCUGAACGGCAUCUCAUACUCGGCACGAAAGAUUCACCCUCCGUCUUGGUCAAAGUAGAAUACGCAUGGUACUCAGAGGACGAACCCUCAACUGCUCCGAUCUACGCAGCGCGCGGUAUUCUCCCCUAUUUACUUAUUGGAAAUGUCCGCGCAGCGAACCAAUUCCAUCUCCUGUUCACCUCGCAGCUCUCAAGCUCGAACGCCGCGUUAUCAACCCAAGAUGUUUCCUCCAACAGUUCCGACCUACGAGUCUAUCCUUCCCUCCCGCUUCUGAACUUUCUCGGUCUCUUGCUUCUUGCUGUGCAAAGAGGGGCGCCGGAGCUUUUCCGCAUGCUUAAGAGCCAGUACAAAGGGCAUCUAGCAGAUAUCGGGGGGGUUUGGGAUCAAGCGCUGGAUCAAAUCGGUGAAAUGUACUUCGGCGUCAAGAUACCCACACAGGGAAACCCACUCUUUGACAUGAUGGGCAGCUUGUUCAUGGGAGGAGGCGGCGGCGGUGCGGGAGGGGCAAAGAAGCAACCGAAACGGGUGGGUGCCUCAACACCUAGCACUCCGGGCUUGGAUUAGACGACGGGACACUCGGGACGUUAAAGGUAUAAGGUAGAAAGUCAGCUGGCGUAGCAUUAACAUACCGCAUGGCGUCAAGAAUACAACACGUCUAAAUUCAUGAU